Molecule: messenger RNA, 4805 nt
Organism: Acanthopagrus latus (yellowfin seabream)
Lineage: Eukaryota; Metazoa; Chordata; Actinopteri; Spariformes; Sparidae
Product: potassium/sodium hyperpolarization-activated cyclic nucleotide-gated channel 3-like
Exons: 8
Coding region: 1-3573 (1190 amino acids)
Biological process (GO): potassium ion transport; transmembrane transport
Cellular component (GO): membrane
Molecular function (GO): voltage-gated potassium channel activity
Source: RefSeq, a predicted model, not a curated record
AUGGAAAGAUUCCAGUCUUCCAUGCGCAAACGGCUCUACAGCCUGCCGCAAAACAUUGGGCAAAAACCUUUCGUGAUUGACGAAGGAGACGGCGGCGACAAGGACACCAAGAGGAAAAGUAUCCGGCUAAAACAUUUGUCCCCUCCGUCUCCUGCGAGCAGUUGCAGGAGCAUCGAGGAGGCCAGGAGCGAGGACUUGGACAGGGACGUUGUUGUGAAGACCAACUUGAACGGGGACUGUCGCCUGUUCAGGGGCAGCAUCUCCUCCAUCACCGGGCGGCAUCCACCCGGGUCGGACCCGGCGGAGCAGCGGCGCCUCAUCCCCGAGGCUGACGCGGGAGUCAGCGAGACUUUCCCCGGUGAGCACGGCCCCGGGGCCCAGCAGCGGGCAGCGGGGGGGCUGAGCGGCGCAGGUGAGCAGGGAUCCGUGUUCGACCAGUCAAGUUUCAUCAAGUUGGAGGGCAGCGAGCAGAUCAUACCUGAGGACGACCGUCUGUACCAAGCCGGCUUCAUGCACCGGCAGUUUGGAGCCAUGCUCCAGCCGGGAGUCAACAAGUUCUCCCUGCGGAUGUUGGGCAGCGAGAGGGCCGUGGAGCACGAGAGGGAGCGAGUAAAGUCUGCUGGCUUCUGGAUAAUCCACCCCUACAGUGAUUUUAGGUUCUACUGGGAUCUGACCAUGCUGCUGCUGAUGGUGGGAAACCUCAUCAUCAUCCCUGUGGGCAUCACCUUCUUCAAGGACGAGCACACGCCGCCCUGGAUUGUCUUCAAUGUGGUCUCGGACACCUUCUUCCUCAUGGACCUGGUCCUCAACUUCCGCACAGGAAUUGUCAAGGAGGACAACACAGAGAUCAUCCUGGACCCGCAGCAGAUCAAGAUCAAGUACCUGAAGACCUGGUUUGUGGUGGAUUUCAUCUCCUCCAUACCUGUGGACUACAUCUUCCUCAUCGUAGAGACACGCAUCAACUCGGACUUUUACAAGACGGCCCGAGCCCUGAGGAUCGUCCGCUUCACCAAGAUCCUCAGUCUGCUGCGGCUGCUACGCCUCUCCAGACUCAUCCGCUACAUCCACCAGUGGGAAGAGGUUUUCCAUAUGACUUAUGAUCUGGCCAGUGCCAUGGUUCGCAUCAUGAACCUGAUUGGUAUGAUGCUGCUGCUGUGUCACUGGGACGGCUGUCUGCAGUUCCUGGUCCCCAUGCUGCAGGACUUCCCUGCUGACUGCUGGGUCACCAGAAACAAGAUGGUGAACGACACCUGGGGUCAGCAGUACUCCUACGCCCUUUUCAAAGCCAUGAGUCACAUGCUGUGCAUCGGCUACGGCCUGUACCCUCCCAUCGGCAUGGCUGACGUGUGGCUCACCAUCCUCAGCAUGAUUGUGGGCGCUACCUGCUUCGCCAUGUUUGUGGGUCAUGCAACUGCACUCAUUCAGUCUCUGGACUCCUCCAGGAGGCAGUACCAAGAAAAGUAUAAGCAGGUGGAGCAGUACAUGUCCUUCCACAAGCUCCCUGCCGAUAUGCGCCAGAGAAUCCACGACUACUACGAGCACCGUUACCAGGGCAAGAUGUUUGACGAGGAGAGCAUCCUGGAGGAGCUGAACGAGCCGCUGCGAGAGGAGAUCAUCAACUUUAACUGUCGUAAACUGGUGGCCUCCAUGCCUCUGUUCGCCAACGCUGAUCCGAACUUUGUCACCUCCAUGUUGACCAAGCUGCGCUUCGAGGUCUUCCAGCCGGGCGACUACAUCAUCCGAGAGGGAACCAUCGGCAAGAAGAUGUACUUCAUCCAGCACGGCGUCGUCAGUGUCCUGACUAAGAGCAGCAAAGACACCAAACUGUCCGACGGCUCUUAUUUUGGAGAGAUCUGCCUGCUGACACGAGGCAGGAGGACAGCCAGCGUGCGAGCAGAUAACUACUGUCGGCUUUACUCUCUGUCGGUGGACAACUUCAACGAGGUGCUGGAGGAGUAUCCGAUGAUGAGGAGGGCCUUCGAGACUGUGGCUCUGGACCGCCUGGACCGCAUUGGGAAGAGGAACUCUGUUCUUCAGCAUAAAGUGCAGCAUCACCAAAGUUCUGGCACUCUGAACUUCCAAGAGAGCGAAAUCAUCCAAAGAAUAGUGCAACAUGACCGCGACAUGGCCCAGUGCACGCAGCUGAUCCAGACCAGCCUCAACCCUUCCCCUGCUCCCCCAUCACCCACCCCGGUCAUCUGGGCUCCAUUGGUUCAGGCCCCGCUCCAGGCUGCUGCUGCCACCACCCCACUGGCUCUGGCCUUAGCCCACCAGUCCCAGCUGCCUCCGAUCCUCUUCCACCAUCCUCUGGCACCAGGCGCCCUGAAGGAGCCCUCCACCACUAGCCAUCCAAAGAAAGUCCAUGUUGGAGCGACAAUGUCCGGCAGCUGUGGUUCAGGGCACGGUUCUCCUGCCAGCGCCACCAAAUUCAGAUCUGGGGUUGAGACUCCCACCCUGGCGUCCCUCAGGACACACCAUUACUCUGCUGGGUCAGUGUCACCCACCCUGAUGUCUCAGCCCAUCUUCACGAGCAGCCUGCAGCCUCUGGGGCCACUGCCCUCACACCAGCCCCCUCCCCAUCAUCCGCCUUCCAGCAUGGCAUCAGCCUUCCCCAUCAGCCAGGCCACUGUGUCCUAUACCUGCUCUGCUCAGCUCCACUCUCAACCCUUCCACGGUGCUAUGACCACCCCACCACACCCAAUAGGUUUACUCCAGCAGGGGGUGCCAGGGAGGCUAGUAGGGAGAUUCCCAGCCCCCUCCGCCUCAGCCAUAAGCCCUCUGAUCUCCAGCUCAGUCGGCCCCAUCCUAAGCCAGCUGCAGCAGACCUCUCACGCCACCAUGCAGCAACAGAUGGGGUUCAGUCAUGACAGAGCAAGCAGGACAAUCAGUGGUCUGAACCUCCCACGUUUCCCCUUCAUCACCAGCACCCAGUCGUCCAGUGGAUGUUCUCAGCCGGGGUCUGCAGUCGGAGCUGGGGCCGCAGCCUCCCUGGCACAGCAUAGUCUUGCAGGUCUCCAUUCUGUUUUCCUCCCCCAGGUCCUCCCCGAGCACUCGGCCCUUGCCUCUCUGGCCCAAUAUGGCUCUGCCGAGGUCUCGCCCUGCUACACGCCUCCAGUUCACAGUCCCAGCAAACAGAGCCCUGUGAGGGGAAGGACAGUUUACCACAGUGAGCUCCCCUGCACCGUGGGCUCUCACAGCCCUCUAAUGCCCCAAACUUCGUGCCCCACCAGGAUGACCUGUACCCUCAAAGAGAGGGCCGAGUCCUCGCUGGAUCUCUUUACCCAGGAAAUAAAGACUAUCUCAGGCUCGCACAGCUCUAUACACCGGGAACGGCCUUUGGCCAUGAGUGGCUCCUCAGAGGGGGCGGUGGGGGCAUCGAGCCCUCUCUCCUCCCCCAUGGCUGUCAGUAAACCCUACAGCCCGAUCCCGGGUCAAGCCACCCCUGUCAGUCGGACACAUUCAGGGCCCGAACCUCAGAACCAGUCCGUAGGUGUCCGCUCUCCCCUCACUAGAUCGCCUGCUAAGAUGUUAGAGACCGAACACAAACAGUCCAAACUUCCAUCCAACUUGUGAGGUUCAGACACACCCUCCUUCAACGCCUGAACAACCGAGAGAUCGUCUCCUUCUUGGCAUCGAGUAAACCACAAUCAAAUUUUAAAGUAGGAGGGUGUGUUACUCUAAUCAGAUUGGAGAUCUGUGGUUUCAUUUUUAAUCAAUGAAUGGAUUGUGGAUAAAAAUGGACAAUGGUGGAUAUUUUUUCUACAGGAUGUUGCAUCUUUGAAUAUAGUAAUAAAUCCAAAACCUAUUGAUGGGUAUAUAUAGCACCUCAUGAAAAUAUCAAUCGUUCUAUGUAUUGUAUUAUAACCACACUCUGUGAUUUGUUACCAGUAUUUGUUUGAACCCCACUGUCCAGGCAGUUUUAUGUAACUUUUUAGUGACACCCGUUUAGUUUAACAUCCGUCCACAAGUUAUGAUUGAAACCAAAAACCAUCGUCCUAUUUUCGGAAAAAUCUUUUCCCCCCACUUGAGUGUGUCGUGUGAAUGCAAGGUUACCCCUGAAGAGAUUAGAGGAGAGACAGACUGUGCACUUUGCUCGUUUCAGAGAUCACCUGACCAAAUGGUUUGAUGACGCCAUGUCUUCCAAGAUAGCGUUUCAGCAAUAUUGCACACCUGAAUGGGUCACACAAAUCAGAUCACAUUUAAACAAAAACUGAAGUAAUGAAUGUAAUGUUUGUCUGUCUAAGUUUGAGGUGUGGGAAUAAUUUUUUGGAAUGUGCAGAACUUGAGGGCGAUGAUGUUUUUUUCUGGAAAGUGUAACCGGUUUCAGAGACAACGCACACAUUUCCUGCUCGGGCGCAUGGCGAAGCGCACAACCUGAUGCCAACACAUUUCAGUCUGACUCUGGUACUAAAACAUACACCUGAGCCAUGGUUUGUGUGCCAUCAGAACAGUAUGCAAUAAUCUGUUUUUUUUUUUUAAAAAGGUACUGUGAAUCGAAGCACUUGAGUUUCUUAGUUAGAACGGAUUAAAACAAGGGAAUUAAAUGGAAUUAUUAAAGCAACUGUGGAUAAUCAAACAUCCUGAAACCAGCAAUGCACUAAGACUGAUCUGAAUGUUUCUUGCACCAGUCAAAGGGCUAAAAGCAGUUACCUGUUCGCACGGUUAAUAAGGAACCCUGAUGGGUCGUAUUGCUGCAUAUUUACCUCCUUCAUUUUACAUCAUUUGAUUGUAAAAUUUGGCAUCUGUUGUUGAACGAUUGCUGCUUUGUGAUGCUAUGCUGAAUCAAUAAGACGUGUAUCACUGAC